Thamnophis elegans (Western terrestrial garter snake) is the source of this 2178-nucleotide messenger RNA. It is a transcript of the gene KCNG1, whose product is annotated as potassium voltage-gated channel modifier subfamily G member 1. Gene Ontology annotation, molecular function: delayed rectifier potassium channel activity; protein binding. Gene Ontology annotation, biological process: protein homooligomerization; potassium ion transmembrane transport; regulation of delayed rectifier potassium channel activity. The coding region runs from base 12 to 1544 and encodes 510 amino acids. The record is from RefSeq and is a predicted model, not a curated record. The transcript has 2 exons. Gene Ontology annotation, cellular component: voltage-gated potassium channel complex; membrane. Lineage: Eukaryota; Metazoa; Chordata; Lepidosauria; Squamata; Natricidae.
CAGUGAUCAAGAUGACUCUUCUCCCAGGAGAAAAUUCAGACUAUGACUACAGUGCCCUCAGCUGUGCUUCAGAUGCCUCCUUCAACCACCCUUUAUUUGCUGAAAGAGAAACUCUGAAGGGGGUCUUCUACCAAAGAGCCAAGCGUCUUCAUCCUGGCAAAGACCUCUACGAAAGUGUCCGCCCAGAAGAAAGGAAACACUAUAUCAUCAUUAACGUGGGUGGCUUUAAAUAUUUGCUCCCCUGGACCACCCUGGACAAGUUCCCCAUGACUCGCUUGGGACAGCUGAAAUUCUGCAACAAUUUUGACGACAUCCUCAAUAUUUGUGACGAUUACGACGUGACUUGCAAUGAGUUCUUCUUUGAUCGCAACCCGGGAGCAUUUAGGACCAUCUUGACUUUUCUGCGGGCAGGGAAGCUCCGGCUCUUGAGAGAGGUGUGCGCCCUCUCCUUCCAAGAAGAGCUGCUCUACUGGGGCAUAGAGGAGGACAGCCUAGAGUGGUGCUGCAAGAGGAGAUACCUCCAGAAGAUGGAGGAAUUUGCAGAAAUGAACGAAAUAGAGGAUGAGUUUUUGGACUGCGAAAACCCUUCUGAAGCAACAGGAACAGAGACAAAAGGCAGCCUAUGCAUGAAAAAGUUACAGGACAUGGUGGAGAAGCCUCAGUCAGGGAUCCCUGGAAAAGUGUUUGCCUGUUUAUCUGUCCUCUUUGUAACAGUCACAGCAGUUAAUCUGUCUAUCAGCACCAUGCCUGGGUUACGAGAAGAAGAGGAACGAGGCGAGUGUUCUCAGAUGUGCUACAACAUUUUCAUUGUGGAAUCUGUUUGCGUCGGAUGGUUUUCCUUGGAGUUCCUCUUGAGAUUCAUCCAGGCACCAAGCAAAUUUAUAUUUCUGCGGCACCCUCUGACAUUAAUUGACAUAGUUGCCAUCCUGCCCUAUUAUAUCACUUUACUACUAGAUAGUGCUUCAGUGAGUAGCAACAAAAAGCCAAGCUCUGGCAACAUUUACCUGGAUAAGGUAGGCCUGGUGCUCCGUAUACUCCGUGCCUUGAGGAUUCUCUACGUCAUGCGGCUCGCCAGGCAUUCACUAGGUCUGCAGACCUUGGGACUCACAGCUCGUAGGUGCACACGUGAAUUUGGACUGUUGCUGCUGUUCCUUUGUGUAGCCAUUGCACUUUUUGCUCCCCUCUUGUAUGUGAUUGAAAACGAGAUGGCAGACUCUCAGGAGUUCACCAGUAUCCCUGCUUGCUAUUGGUGGGCCGUUAUCACUAUGACAACAGUGGGCUAUGGCGAUAUGGUACCCAGAAGCAUCCCAGGCCAGGUGGUGGCUCUGAGCAGCAUCUUGAGUGGCAUCCUUCUCAUGGCUUUUCCUGUCACUUCCAUUUUCCACACUUUUUCCCGUUCAUAUAUUGAGCUGAAGCAAGAGCAAGAGAGAAUUAUGUACAGGAGGGCGCAGUUCUUAAUGAAAACCAAAUCCCAGUUAAGCAACGCAUCACAAGGGAGCGACGUAUUUCCGAAUAUGCCUUCAGAGACCAGAGACAAUGUCUGAUAACGGAAGUUUCCAUGUCUGCCUGUUGCUGGGAAGCAGGAAUAGCUUUCCUCUUGGCAUUUGCGUCUGGAGGCACUUGGGAAACCUAUUGCACAAAUAAUGUGCAAAGGGCUUAUAGCCAUGAUGACAGUGAGAACUUUAACUAUUAUGCAUAUUCAUGCUACUAUUAGGACUUGAAAUAAGAUUACUGCUUUUGGCAGAGUCUACAAAGGAGAAAGGACUUCUACGUAAGAUCACAAAGCCAUUUGAAAGGGAAAAGAAAAUGAGCAUUGUUGGCCAGAAGGAGAAGAGUAUAGAGUUACAUGCAGGCUGCAAAAUAUUCCAUUUGUAAUAUAACGAAAUGAGCCAUUUCCCUAGAAAACGACGGUGAAUGUAACAGUUUGGUCAUUUGGUUCAUUGAGUUUUGUUGUUCACUUCUGUCCGAACAGGUAAACUUUAACCUUUCAGAGAUCCAAAUGAAUUUCUUGGGUAUAUAACUCCAUCGUUUGUAGUGGAGUGGAACAGUUUGCGUUGCACUCAAGAGAAAGUAACUUCUGUAUUUUUUUUUUAAGUAAAUAGCUGGUGUUUGCUCCAGAGUGUAGAGCAAUCUCUCCAUUUCCUUCUCUCAUUCAGUUGCUGACAUCCUUCAUUUCAA